CUCCAGUCUAUUAUUUCAGACAUGGGAUCAAUUUACUCGGCAGCAAAACCUUGUCUUUCAAACGGGGAAUGUAUGCUUAUAGAACCAGGCCUUACUAGGACCAUGACGGAAUCUCAUGACUAUGACCUUCUCCUGUCUGCCUGGAAGGGCUGGCGUGACGAGACGGGAGCUAAGAUGGUCGACUUGUACAGAGAAUACGUCGCCUUGAAGAACGAGGGUGUUCGAGAACUGAACUUCCCCAACUAUGGUGCCUACUGGCGCUCAUGGUACGACACAGAUGACCCAGAUUAUAGGUUUGAAGACGACGUAUUCCAGCUACUGAGACAGGUGCAGCCGUUGUAUGAGCAGCUCCACGCUUACGUGCGACGCCACUUGAGAACGAAGUUCGGAGAUGAUAAAAUGCCAACAACUGGACACAUCCCUGCCCAUUUAUUAGGAAACAUGUGGGGCCAAACGUGGGAUACCCUCUAUGGAGAACUGGCACCCUUUAAGAACAAAAAACCGGUUGACGUCACAGCAGAGAUGAUCAAAAAGAACUACACAGUGCACACAAUCUUUGAGUCUGCUGAGGGCUUCUUCAAGUCAAUAGGUAUGCUACCGAUGACAGAUAUUUUCUGGAACAAAUCCAUGACGGAAAGGCCGAAAGAUGGAAGGAUUGUUGACUGUCAUGGAUCAGCCGAGGAUUUUUAUAAAAAGGACGACUUCAGAAUCAAGAUGUGUACGGAGAUCACCCAAGAGUCUUUCAACACUGUCCACCACGAGAUGGGACAUAUUGAAUACUUUAUGUUGUACGCUGACAAGCCACUUGUUUACAGAGACUCAGCUAAUCCAGGAUUCCAUGAAGCUGUUGGAGACCUCAUUUCCUUGUCCGCGCAGACUCCGGAGCAUUUGGUUAAAGUUGGACUUCUUGACCCAAAUUACAAGGCAGACAAUGAUACUUCGUGAGUUUCAUCAUUCAGUUCCAGUUCCAGAAAGCUGCCUGUGAGGCCGCAGGACACACCGGCCCCUUGCAUCACUGUGACAUCUACCAGAAUGCCGAAGCUGGACGACGCAUCAGAUCUAUGCUGGAGCUUGGCUCCUCACGACCCUGGCCGGACGCUUUGGAGCAACUGACCGGAAGUCGCAGAGUAGACGCGUCUGCUCUGUUGGAAUAUUUCCAGCCGUUGCACGAUUACCUACGGAAAGAAAACGGAAAUGAUUACGGAUGGGACCCCAUAUGCCCGAGAUCUGUGCAGAGAAAGACUUCAAGCUGCUCAGCGUGCAAGAAGUGUCCACCUGGCACUGCUGGGAUUAAACCAAGUAUCACUUAUCAAGAAGUGUUGAUCCUUAGUUUGGUGUCGUUGAUCAUUGGUUCUUACUUAUGUGACUCGCGAAAUUGAGCCUGUUUGGAUUGCAAUUAUUUUAUGAGAUACCCCCCUUUUUUUAAAGGCUUGAUUGGAGAGUUUCUAACUACGUAGAAACGUUGCUUGUUAUUUGGAAAAAGUUUUUAAAUCGCGUAUUAGAUUAUGACUGCGUUGUCAGAACCAAAUAAUGUAUGUAUAUUACAUGUAUGUUAUAUUCAACGUUGUUGUACUUCUAAGAACCAAAACAAGUGUCAAACUGCAUGUAUUAUAUUCUACACGAAUGCAUGUUUAUGAUUUUUCAAAAUAUGUGUAUUUUGGACAAUAAAAUACCAAUUUCUUUCUGUU
Messenger RNA from Aplysia californica (California sea hare), 1688 nucleotides. RefSeq names its product angiotensin-converting enzyme. Gene Ontology annotation, molecular function: metallopeptidase activity; peptidyl-dipeptidase activity. Gene Ontology annotation, cellular component: plasma membrane. Lineage: Eukaryota; Metazoa; Mollusca; Gastropoda; Aplysiida; Aplysiidae. Gene Ontology annotation, biological process: proteolysis. The record is from RefSeq and is a predicted model, not a curated record.